AUGGCGGACCAGAGGCAACGCUCCCUCUCCACCUCCGGAGAGUCGCUGUACCGGGUUCUAGGACUGGACAAAAAUGCCACAUCCGAUGACAUAAAAAAAUGUUACAGGAAGCUAGCGCUGAAAUAUCACCCGGACAAGAACCCGGAUAACCCAGAGGCGUCUGAGAAGUUCAAGGAGAUCAACAACGCACAUGGUAUCCUGACAGACUGCACAAAGCGCAACAUCUACGACAAGUACGGGUCCCUCGGCCUUUACGUGGCCGAACAAUUCGGGGAGGAGAAUGUCAACACAUACUUUGUGCUGUCCAGCUGGUGGGCGAAGGCACUCUUCAUGUUCUGUGGCCUGAUCACAGGCUGUUAUUGCUGCUGCUGUCUUUGCUGUUGCUGUAAUUGUUGCUGUGGAAAGUGUAAACCUCGGCCCCCGGAGGGGAAGAUCCAGACUUCUACAUGUCGCCCGAAGAUUUGGAGGCACAGGUGCAAAACGACGAGCGGGAUACCUCUGAUGUCCCCGUGAUGGUACAGCCCAGCUCCGCCACCGAGACCACACAGCUCACCAGCGACUCCCACGUCAGCUACCACACCGACGCAUUCAACUGA
Molecule: messenger RNA, 596 nt
Organism: Staurois parvus
Lineage: Eukaryota; Metazoa; Chordata; Amphibia; Anura; Ranidae
Source: the annotation of a GenBank genome assembly